Molecule: messenger RNA, 5869 nt
Organism: Nothobranchius furzeri (turquoise killifish)
Lineage: Eukaryota; Metazoa; Chordata; Actinopteri; Cyprinodontiformes; Nothobranchiidae
Source: RefSeq, a predicted model, not a curated record
UCUUCACCACGACAGAUCGGCUCAGUGUCCGCAUCACUGCAGACGCUGAACUAAUCCACCUGUCGAUCUCCCGAUCCCUCCUACCCUCACUAAUGAACAAGACCCCGAGAUACUUAAACACCUCCACUUGAGGUAAGACCUCUCCCCCGACCCGGAGUUGGCAAGCCACCCUUUUCCGGUCGAGAACCAUGGUCUCAGAUUUGGAGAUGCUGAUCCUCAUCCCAGCCGCUUCACACUCGGCCGCGAACCUACCCAGCAAGAUCUGAAGGUCAGAGCUGGAUGAAGCUAGGAGGACCACAUCAUCCGCAAAAAGCAGAGACGAGAUUCUCCUGCCACCAAACUCGACACACUCCACACCACGGCUGCGUCUAGAAAUUCUGUCCAUAAAGGUAAUGAGCAGAACCGGUGACAAAGGGCAGCCCUGGCGGAGUCCAAUCCUCACCGGGAACAGGUCCGACUUACUACCAGCUAUGCGGACCAAACUCACGCUCCUCUAGUAAAGGGACUGAAUGGCCCUUAACAGAAAGCCACCCACUCCAUACUCCUGGAGCGUCCCCCACAGGGUGCCCCUGGGGACACGGUCAUAAGCCUUCUCCAAAUCCACAAAACACAUAUGGAUUGAUUGGGCAAACUCCCAUGCCCCCUCCAUCACCCUUGCAAGGGUAUAGAGCUGGUCCACAGUUCCACGGCCAGGACGAAAACCACAUUGCUCCUCCUCAAUCUGAGAUUCAACUAUCGAUCGGACCCUCCUCUCCAGUACCUUGGAGUAGACCUUUCAUGGGAGGCUGAGGAGUGUGAUCCCCCUAUAGUUGGAACACACCCUCAGGUCACCCUUCUUAAAGAUGGGGACCACCAUCCCAGUCUGCCACUCCACAGGAACUGCCCCCUCUAAUCUUUAUGAAUUUAUCUAUUUUUACUGUUCACUGUGUUAUUCUUCCCAUUAUGGACCUUAAAGGCCCGGAAUUAAGUUUGAUGAUGCUGUUGAAACUGUUGAUGUAUUUUCCACAUCAUGGAUCAUUACAAGUUUAAGUCCUGAAUAAAGAGGUGACCCAUGCAAUUGUUUUAUGUUAAAAAUAUCUGAAAUCUAGACGCGUGAGAGCGCUCCGCCUCACUGUUUUCACGUCGCGCAGCUUGAGAACGGGUCUGUGUGUGAUGGAAGCAGGACGACGGGUGAAAUCUGACGAGCUUUGGACUUUAUCAGGUAAGCAAAGAUAAAAACCUGCAAAUGGAGCAAGAAGGAACCGACUCAGAAAUCUUUAUAAUAAAGUUUCUGCAAAAGGAAAAUGAAAGUUUUGAGUCUGAAAUAAAUGAGAUUUACUUUCAGACUUUAGACCGCCAAACUGAACACAUCUUAAAUCACAUUCGGACGCAUUUCUGAUUUUCAACAACGCUGCAUUAACUCCCGACCUCAGCUCAGAUAAUUUUGGUUUGUACCAAACAUGAAGAUGUUUGUGAUGCUUUUCUUCUGCCUUCCUGCAUCUGCAGGUAAGAUCACACCCCUGUCAGCUUCUCUAACCUACUAACUAAACGUUUCACUAAAUAUCAUUAAACCGUUAAUCCAAUAAAUGAUCUGGUAAAGAUCAUUUCAGAUCAGCAGGUUUACUUAAACUAGCCUUUAGCAUAUCUAAUUAACGAUAAUCUCAGUUUCAUCAAACUCCGGUCGCUCAGACAGACAGAGAGUUCAUGACCCAUAAACGGUUUAUUCCCUAAACUUUUAACUGUCAUCUCUCAGAGAAACACUCGGUGAAAGUUUUCUUCUCUGGAUCGUCUGGAUUCAAAAGCCUCCCGGAGUUUGAAGCUGCUGCAGAGGUCGACUCCAUCCGGGUGGCUCACUGCAACAAGACCUGGAGCAGAGCAACAACCGAGCAGAUGAAAGAGAUAUUUGAUCAUCAUAAAGACGACUUUUCCCAGCUUAACAGAUUCUGUUCUGUUGACAUGCCGGUUUUCUUCAAACACAUGUUGGCUGAAUUAAAGCAGCUCUUCAGCCAAAAUGACAGUAAGCAUGUUUCUGAUUGGUGCUGCACAGAAAACCUUUAGUUUCAUCUAAACGUUUAUUUUCCUGUUUCCACUUCAGUUCGUCUGAUAUUUGAGAUUCCUGGAAGAUCAUGUGUCCAUUUUUCUUCUCGUGAACCAAGAUAAAUGCUUUAAUUUUAGUUCCUACCACCAAACAUCAGAAUCUAAACAACUAGAUGAGUUUGGCGGAGCUUUACUUUCGUUUCUGACGUUGCUGUUCCAGCUGCACACGUUCUCCAGAGGGUCGCUGGCUGCGAGUCAGAUGAAAACACAAAACCUUCUGGAUUUCUGAAGUACGGCUAUGAUGGAGAAGACCUGAUGGAGUUUCAUCUGGAGACAAAGACGACGCCUCUGACGCCAAAGGCAAACGUCAUCAAACAUCAUUGGGACGCUGACUUACGGGACUUGCAGUUUCACGUCCAAAUGCUCACACAGCUGUGUCCUCUGUGGCUGAACAGAACUCUGGCAUCAGGAAAAAUGACGCCCCCACAAACAGGUCAGAUCACCAGAGCAGGAGUCCUAAAAUCAGCUCAAAACCAAGACUAUUUAGUCAUUGUUUCUGUUUACGUGUCCCCCACAGUCUCCCUCCUCCAGAGGUCGCCCUCCUCCCCGGUCCGAUGUCACGCUUCAGGGUUCUACCCCCCUAGCAUCCAGCUGAUCUGGAGAAAAGAUGGAGAGCACAUUCGUGAGAUUCAUGGAGAGAUCCUCCCAAACGAUGAUGAAACCUUCCAGCUGCACGUUGAUCUGGACAUUUCAUCCCUCAGAUAUGAAGACUGGCCCAGAUACGACUGCUUGUUCCAGUUUUCUGGUGCUGAGGAGAAAAUCGUCCUCAGCCUGGAUAAAACAGCAAUCCACACCAACUGGAAAGGAAUGUCUCCGGGUCGGGGGAGGACCGUCGUGGUGUCGCUUCUGAUUCUUCUCAUCAUCGCAGCUUUUGGAUUCAUCAGCUACAAAAAGAUUACGGUCUAGAAGCAGACUCUUGUUCAUUAUUGUUUGUUUUUGUGGAAGCCCCCAAGCUUCCAGCUUCAGAAAACUCCACACUCAAACUUUCAGUUAGAAUAUUGUGAAAAGGUUCCAAAUAUCUGCCUGCACCGACAGAUCGAGGCUUUGCGUGUCUCCGCCAGACGCAGGAGUAUAAACUGGUAACGGGUGCAGUGGGAGACACAGCUGAUGUCUUGUUGCUCAAGAGUGGAACAGAGAUUUUUCGUGUUCUGCUUUAUGAAAGCAUUUGUUGCUAUUUAAACCGAGAUUUUAGAAGAAAACGCUUUUCUUGUUGAGGUUAUUUUGUUUCUUGUACACACCUAUUUCGUAGGGAUGUGAAUCUUAGAGCAACUCACGAUUUGAUUUGAUUCCGAUUCUUCCGAUCGAGAAUCGAUUCUGAUUCGAAUCACAAUCAGUAUUAACAAAGAGUGUCAGCUCCAGGAUGAACUACUUUGUUGUACAAGUUAGUUAAAGCUAUGGGACAUUUUUAUUUCACUUUAAACUGGUCAUGCUCCAAAAAUGCAAAUUUACAAUGUAAAAUAAAGUGAUUCCAAAACUGUAAACAGAAGCAAUCUUUUGACCAAAAGGCAACAUUUAUUUUUGCUCACCUUGUAAAGUAUAACAAACCUGUAGUUUACCUAACAGUAGCUUUGAAAGUAAUACGAUCAAAUACUUUUCAAGUAUGUGUAGAAACAAGUUACAUGAAUAAUCCCGAGUACUCAUUUAUCAGCUUAGAAAAUAAAUAGAAUAUCUCAAAUUUCUGAGUAUGGAAAAAAUUACAUUCAAGUGGCCUCUUAUCAGCAGAUUCAAACAUAAAUCAUCUCAAUUUAUGGGACCACAAAAGUAAACGGAGUACUGACUCUCCUAACAAAGAUCAAAAAGUGCAUUUCAAACCUAUAACAUGCCAAAUAUUUGAGUUCUUGGAAUCGAUUCUGAAUCUUUAUAAAUAAGAAUCCCGAUUCAGACUUGAAUCGAUUUUUUUCAGUACCUCUACUAUUUGGUGUUCAUUUAGUGGUGGUUCAUCUAAGCUUCAAUUAUGGACUCCACCAUUAACAGAGCUGAAGCACUGCCCCACCAUCUGGAGUUUAAAUAGGGUUGUCACGGUAACCGGUGUAGCGGUAAACCCCGGUAAAAAAGUUGACAAUAAUAAUAACCGUCUUGUUUUUAAAAAAUGUAUUAUCUCGGUGGGUUACCGUGGCUGCGGUGUAGGCGCGGUGACCCUUACCAGCCAACAUAUCUGCUGAAGUUGCCGGCGGCACAUGCGUGCUUUGAUGUUUACAACCAAAACUUUCUUGAAGCUAAAGCUGAAAUAAUGGCCAAAGGAGGAAACGGCAGCGCUCAGGACAUUUAUUAUCCCUCAAAGAAGACAAAGUGGGAAGUACGGGCAUUUUUUGGAUAUUUGAAGAAUGCCGAGGGACAGUUGAUAGAAGACGGCUAUCCUGUUUGCCGCACGUGCAGGAAAAAGUGUCUGUGAAAGGCAGCAACGCUUCAAAUCUCACGACACAUCUGCGUGACCAUCACCCACAACUCUACAGUCAACGCAAGGCAAGCUAACGUUAGCGUUUUAGCUAAAAUACGUGAUCCGAGGACUCGGGUUGAGGGAGAAUGCAACGAGUCGCUAUAUAAAGCAGCCGCAGCGCCGCUACCUGCAUAUAAACGGACACCCCCAUAUUGAAAUGACGCUAUGCAUUACGGGGCUCCCAGGGGCAGAUAAGAGUUGGUCUCUCUCCGAGGAUAGUUAUAAAUUUAUGACAUAUUCCCAAAUCUGCAAAGCUCACAGGAAGGACACAAACCGAGGACAAUAUUUUCCUGAUAUAGGGUUUAUUACUCAAGUAAGGGUAAAAAAAAGUAUCUGAUUUGAAGGCUACUUGAGUACUGAGUAUCAUCUGGUCCAAUAUUUUUAAAUUAUGACAUCAAACAGACAAAAAAUAAGAAGUUAUGGGCAAAUAUUGGUAUUUUAAAGACUAAAGGGAAAAAAUGUAAACAAAUAAACAACAUAAUUUCAAAAUAACACAUUUUAGGCAAAAUUUAGACACAAACUGAGGACAAUAUUUCCUGACAUACAGGGUUUAUUUAAUUGUGUGAAAAUGUAGCACGUUUAAAAAAAAUACAGCGAUAAUACCGAAAACCGUGGUAAUUUUGGUCACAAUAACCGUGAGGUUAAAUUUUCACACCUAAUCCACAACUCAUGUUAAUCUACUGGUAAACAACCAAUUCUUACAAACCUACUUCAUUUUAUCUUUCUGCUACAGAUCUUAGGUGGUGAUGAGCUACACUGUAGCCUCAGCUGCCCUGGGACACACUGAGAGGCACCGCAGGUCCCUCUGUCCUCCACCAAGAUGUUUUUAAAGCCAUCUGCAUGCUUCCUUAAGAUGUUCAAAAACUAAAGAGCUGCAUUCUGGUGAUUUUUACAGUGAAACUUUUGGGGGACUUUGCGUAAACACGAGUUAAAAAGUAAAUCCCCAAAAACUCUUUACAGAAUAAAGCUUUCUGCAUCAUCAAAUAUCACAGAGAUGUUAUAUUUUAAUAAAAAUGUAUAGGAAUUGUUUUACUACCAGUUUUUUUUCUUCUUUUCAUUUUUAUGGUUCUGAUGUUUUGAUGUGGCAGAUUAAAAGGAAGUCAUCAACAAAUGGUUUUAAAUUUAAAAUAAACUUUUUUACUGUCUAAUAAUGUAAUCUUGCAUAAAAGGCGACGAUGUUAAUUAAUCUUCUGCAAUAAAUGUUUAUUGAUCUGACACAUUCUUUACCAUUUUAUAACAAGUUUCUAUGAAGCCGUGUUUAAAAUAAAGAAAUGAUGCCGUGGUGCAACGUCCACGGUCAACUGUAGACACUUGUUCCUGAUUGGCUGGGGGCAAAAUUUGGCGUUCUAUUUCGUC